Molecule: messenger RNA, 555 nt
Organism: Thlaspi arvense
Lineage: Eukaryota; Viridiplantae; Streptophyta; Magnoliopsida; Brassicales; Brassicaceae
Source: the annotation of a GenBank genome assembly
GCAGUAGUAGAUGAAAACAAAGCUAUUGAGUUGGAUCCCUCACUGGCCAAAGGCUACCUAAGAAAGGGUAUAAGAAGAGAAAGAUUUGGUUCAAGCGUGCCAUCGACUUUGCCUUCAAGCUCUACGGCGCCACAUUUAUUAGAAGUUGAUCUUACUUCUGCCCCUGCAGCACCAGCCAAAGCGAAGUACAGACACGAGUUCUACCAAGAGCCAGAAGAAGUUGUGGUAACUAUCUUUGCGAAAGGGAUACCGAAGCAGAGUGUUAAUAUCGACUUUGCCGAUAUAAUCACAUGGGCCAUCCUUGAACACGGCAAAGGACCAGCGGUUUUGCCAAAGCCAAAUGUCUCAUCAGAGGUUUCGCAGAGGCCUGCAUAUCCUUCUUCUAAGAAAGAGAAAGAUGAGAAGCUGGAAGGAGACGCAGCUUUGAACAAAUUCUUCCGUGAGAUAUACCAGAGUGUGGAUGAGGAGGAUACGAGACGUGCCAUGAGCAAAACAUUUGUGAGUAUCAUAUCUAUAUUCACUUUGAUAUAUCUAAAGAGAAGAAGCCCACUACGA